Molecule: messenger RNA, 2068 nt
Organism: Macrosteles quadrilineatus (aster leafhopper)
Lineage: Eukaryota; Metazoa; Arthropoda; Insecta; Hemiptera; Cicadellidae
Product: pyrethroid hydrolase Ces2e
Exons: 3
Coding region: 94-1923 (609 amino acids)
Biological process (GO): neuron cell-cell adhesion; postsynaptic membrane assembly; presynaptic membrane assembly
Cellular component (GO): postsynaptic membrane; synapse; cell surface
Molecular function (GO): signaling receptor activity; neurexin family protein binding
Source: RefSeq, a predicted model, not a curated record
GGUCGUGAGGCCGCGGGGAGGUGGGGUACCCUCACAGGACCUCACUCCUCAGCGAACCUCUCCCGCGGCCGCACCUCCUCCGACACCUCUGCCAUGCCACCGCUGCCGCUACUACUGGCCAUCCUCCUCCUCGUGCCGCCCUUCUGGACCGCUCGUGUCGCCAUCAGGGAGGCGCCCAAGGUGCAGAUUCUCUCACAGGGUGUCGUGGCCGGCAGGGAAGUGUUCGUCACUAGGACUCAACGUGCUCGACAGUACCUGGGUAUACCGUUCGCUCAACCUCCAGUGGGUUCCCUGAGGUUCGCCCCCCCUGCUAUCUCUCCUCUGCCCUCGUGGGACGAACCCCGCAACUCGACGUUUAUGCCCGCCUGCAUGCAGGAUCGAGAUCGCUUCGAGGACCACGAUAAGCUCAAGCUGGAGCAAAAGUUGUUCCCUGAAGAACGCAUUGAGUUUAGCGAAGACUGUCUCUACCUCAAUGUCUACUCUCCUGACGGAACCCCACCCAGUGAAGGAUGGCCAGUUUUGGUGUGGUUUCAUUCUGGAGACUUCAUGGUUGGGGCCCCUCAUCUUUGGGACUUUUCUGUCUUUGCAGUCAAACAAAAGGUGAUAGUAGUGACACCAGCAUACCGCUUGAACGUGUUCGGCUUCUUCACGACGAUGGAUGGCAUGGCUCCAGGCAACUUCGGACUAUUGGACCAAGUAGCAGCCCUGGAAUGGGUUAGACAGCAGAUUCGUGAUUUUGGUGGGAACCCUGCUCGGGUGGUGAUUGGGGGCCACGGGGCAGGGGCAGUCAGUGUCGGGCUGCAUCUCGUUUCUCCCCUCUCGGAGGGAAAGUUUUCAGCAGCAAUACAGAUGAGCGGGAGCCCCCUCGCACCGAUGACCAUAAAAAACCACCCGAAAAGUCUAAUUUUGGAAAUCGGUGACAACUUUGGCUGUGAAGAGAUGAUGGUGUGUCUGCGGAAGAUCAGUCCUCUGAUAAUGCUGAUACAGACGGGUAACGCUGCCGACUGGGGACCGGUAGUGGACGGGUACUACGCCAACAACACUGCGGACGCCUUCCUUCCUCAGCAUCCCGCUCAGCUGUUUGAGGAGGAGCGUUUCUCAAAGGUCCCACUCAUGAUUGGCUACACGGACAUGGAGGAAGCUCUGGAAUUUAGCAAGAAAGACCCCCCUGACAGCGACUUUGACAAGGACGCAUUUGGGACGCUUAUAGGUGACACGGCCUUAGAGGGAGUAUCUGACCCGGAGGACAACGAGACGUGUUAUCUUGACAGGACUUUUGUAAGAGACUCUGUAUCUUUUUUCUAUAACUCUGAACCACAGAACACAGACGGGGUACUACUCAAGCAGAAGUACAUGUACUACAUGACCGAGAAGAAAUACGGUGCAAGCGUUUUCAACCAGUCCACAGCCAUCAGCAACUUCAAACCCGUGUAUCUGUACAGGUUCGACUACCGUAUGAAGACUGCGGGAGUUCUAGACCUUCAAGAUUGGAUGACGGCGCCACGAUACGGUGAAAUACCUUUUGUUUUCGGAAUGCCUUACUGGACAUCGAUAACAUCUCAGAUAAUCUGGAACAGUGCUGACAAGAAAGUGGCAGACAACGUCAUGAGUCUUUGGGGAAAUUUUACUAAAUUUUUCAAUCCAGCGCAACACGGGCGGGCGUUCAAGUGGGAGACCUUCAACCCUGAGAGCCCCGGAGUGAUGAUCAUAGACAAGGUGUUCAACAUGAGUGAUUCAGCGACAGUUAACUACAAGGCUCUCUCCUUCUGGAACGAAUACUUCCCGAAAGUUGUGAGAAUCGCCACUCAAUGUUGCAACAUGACGAAUGAAGCGGUCAGAUGCCAGGUCAACCAGCAUUACAUAGUCUUGUAUUUCUGGACGAUGUUUGCGACAGUAUAUACCUUAGCAGCGAUAUUUUUGUAAUACUGAAAUCAAAACUUAGUUGUAAAUAAACACAAUAACGCUGUUGCCCUUAAUCAAAAUGUAUCAAACUUUUGUAUUGACAAUAUGUUAGUGCUUUAGAUAGCAAAUACAAUCAAAAAUGAUACAUGUAAGUACGAUUAUCUGU